Molecule: messenger RNA, 912 nt
Organism: Temnothorax curvispinosus
Lineage: Eukaryota; Metazoa; Arthropoda; Insecta; Hymenoptera; Formicidae
Exons: 4
Biological process (GO): sensory perception of taste
Cellular component (GO): membrane
Source: RefSeq, a predicted model, not a curated record
AUUAUCGGUUUAUGUGUCUAUCCAUUAAAUAGUCCAAAAUCUCGGGUUGUAUAUUUAAGCAUUCUAUAUUCCGCGAUAGUGUGGUUUGUUUAUGGCUAUCUUUUGUACGGCAUGGUGAGCUCUCUUUCAUUGGAAGCAUUAUUUCCUUUUACCAUUACGUUAAUCAUUUUGGAAGUCAACAUCAUUGCGACAAUUACAUCUGUGAUUUUUACUAUAUAUUACAAUAAGAGAAUUCGAAUGUGUAUGGAGAGACUUACUGCAGUGGAUGAUACUUUGAAAGAAUUAGGUAGUCCAAAAAUGUAUCGAAAAAUGCACAUGUUGUCAAAACGAAUAGCAAUUGGGUGGACUGUGCUCAGCUUUGCUCUGAAUUUUUGCGACACCAUGUCAUGUCUAAUACAGCUGAGAGAAGAAACUACUUCAUGGAAAUUUAUUGUACCUCAUAUGUAUAAUUAUUGUAUUCAUACUGGUGCACUUGUAGAUUUAGUGUUUAUCACUUUCUUAUGGUACAUCGGCACGAGGUUUGAUGAAGUAAAAAAGCAUAUGCAAAAUCUAUUGGUAAGAAAAGAGCAUUGGCUAAGGAAUACAUGGAAGAAACCUACAAUAAUUGUUCAUCAAUGUACCUUGAGUACUAAUAAUUACAAGCGAGUGUUGUGGAGCUCAAUACAUCUUCAUUUAGAACUAUGUCGCAUUGCACGCGAAUGGAAUCUGGUGUUUGGAAUUCAGAUGGCUGCCGAAACAGCGUUUUAUCCAUUAUUUGGGACGUCAAUGUCCUUCUACAUAUACAAUUUGCUAACGCAUAAAUAUCGAAAUGUAAUACCAGUGAGCAUAUGGUUUCGAGUAAUUUCCUGGACGUUUGUGUUUGUAGUAAAAGUGUAUAUUAUAAAUUACAUUUGUGAAAAUGUCAGUGUUAAG